Molecule: messenger RNA, 471 nt
Organism: Trichomonas vaginalis G3
Lineage: Eukaryota; Parabasalia; Trichomonadida; Trichomonadidae
Exons: 1
Coding region: 1-471 (156 amino acids)
Source: RefSeq, a predicted model, not a curated record
AUGCAUUUACUUUUUCUCUUUCUGAUAAGAUCAAAAAUUGGCGAAACAUCAGAAAGUCACUAUCUUCUCAGUGGAGAAGAAGAACCACAAUUCCUUCAGCCAGAUUAUACAGUUCUUAUCUCUGUUGAUAACCAAUUAUUAACGUUUAAGUCCGCGAUUGUACAAUCGAGCAAGAGGGACUAUGUGUACUACAAAUGUGAUGUUACAAUUACAUCAGAAAGUAAGUUUGAAAAUAAUUUUGCUUUUGGAAAGUCUACUUCAUCAAGCUUCGGCGGAGCACUUUAUCUUCACGAAUCAGUUUUCCAAAUUGUUUCACCAGAUUCAAGUAAAAAUUCAAUCUUUUCCGGAAAUUCAGCAGCUUAUGGUGGUGCUUUGUGCUUAGUUUCUACAGCAUCAUACUUAUCAAACGCAGUAUUCACAUCUAACCAAGCAUACAAGCACGCAGGCGCAGUCUACUUCGAAAACAAGUGA